Molecule: messenger RNA, 1753 nt
Organism: Gekko japonicus
Lineage: Eukaryota; Metazoa; Chordata; Lepidosauria; Squamata; Gekkonidae
Gene: MLYCD
Product: malonyl-CoA decarboxylase
Exons: 6
Coding region: 31-852 (273 amino acids)
Biological process (GO): fatty acid biosynthetic process; malonyl-CoA catabolic process; acetyl-CoA biosynthetic process
Cellular component (GO): mitochondrial matrix; peroxisomal matrix
Molecular function (GO): malonyl-CoA decarboxylase activity
Source: RefSeq, a predicted model, not a curated record
GAGAGAGAUCGUGAGAGAAGGCCGCCGGGGAUGCGUCGCUGCUGGGGGCCCUGCGUGGCGGCGCGGCGGCUCUUCCUCCCCGGCGCUUCCGGCGGGCCGCGGCCUAGCGCCGUCGCCAUGGCGACCGAGGCCUGCCCGGGCCUAGCCGGCGUGGAGGAGGCGCUCCGCCGCGCCGUCCCGCCGCUGCCGCCGUACGAGACGAGGGAGAAAGCGGCGGGGCCGGAAAUGAAUGGAGUGCUAAAAAACAUGCUGUCGGAAUGGUUCUCUGCCGGAUUCCUAAACUUGGAGAGAGUCACGUGGCAGUCGCCUUGCGAAAUCCUUCAGAAGAUUAGUGACAGUGAAGCUGUGCAUCCUGUUAGAAAUUGGAUGGAUAUGAAGCGCCGAGUCGGGCCUUAUAGAAGGUGCUACUACUUCGCUCACUGUGCGAUUCCCAGCGAGCCCUUGAUAGUUCUGCACGUGGCGCUUACGGAUGAGAUCUCCAGCAGCAUCCAGGGCAUAGUGAAAGAGAUUCCUUCCCAAGAAGUGGAGAACCUGAACAAAAUCAAUACAGCCAUUUUCUAUUCCAUCAGCUUGACUCAGCCGGGCCUGCAGGGUGUAGAGCUGGGGACGUACCUCAUCAAACGAGUUGUUAAGGAACUUCAGAUUUUUCCGGGCUGUCUAUGGCGCCUUAACUGGAUGGCGGACACGAGCCCUCGCGGCAUCACGGCUUCCUGCGGCAUGAUGGUCAACUAUCGCUAUUUUCUGGACGACUCGGCUCAGAACAGCGCCACGUACCUCGGAGCUAAGCAGAUCAAAGCCUCGGAACAGAUCCUCAGCUUGGUGUCUCAGUUUCAGCAGAACAGCAAGCUUUGAAUAAACAGGGCAGCCUUAAGGAGCAAGUAUCUACUUAAUUAAAUGGGAGAUUCUUUAAAAGAGAGGGAGAGAGAGAGAGGGAGAGAGAGAGAGAGAGAGAAAAACGCUGCCGAUAAAUCAGCAGGGGUUCCCCCCCCCCCUUUAGCUGCGGCAGGGUUCAGUAUUGAGCUCUCAGGCCAUGUUCUUUGCCCGGGACAUCCUUUGCCAGAGAGGGAGGGGAGAGAACUCGAUUCGUUGAAGGCCGUACUUCCAACAAACACGUUGGGUAAACUCUCCUCGGUGAAGCGGCGAGCCAGGAGUGACUCCCGUGAACCGCAUGUUGUCCCUCGCCUCGCUCGCCGGAUCAAUACCCUUGUUUAAUCCUCGUCUUCAAAGGAACUGUGGAACACCUGAGUGCUCUGGCACAUUAAAGGGAACGGUAAAUCAAUACCGAAGUUACCGAGAUAAAAGGGGAUGAGGAAGGGAAGGCUUUUUGUCCAAACGCACAAACAAAACAGCCUCCCCUCUCCCUUCCCCAAUAAGGUAUUGGUUUUAUAGACUGUUCUCUGUCAAAUCUCUUGAUCAUGCCGUGCAUUUGCACAGAGUAUGGGAAUCACCAUCACUGACUUAUCGCUCUGCUCUGGCACAGCAUGGAGAACACCCUGUGCGUGUUUUUUUGGCUCCGUCUCAAGUCAGCAGAUGCAGAUGCAUGGAACGAAGCGCCUUCAGCUUUUCAGUAGCUCUGCUGUACUGCUUCAUGCGCUAAAUGGACAGCUCAAAAACAAAGGUGGGGGAGGGCAUGUGGGGUUUGCAACGAAAGGCUCCGUAGCAUUUCCACAGGCUGCUUUAAAAUCAAAAUGGCGGCUUUAAAACUUGCUGUUUGGUUUUUAAAAAAAUGCAAAAGUAAUAUAUUAAAAAGUGC